Dinoponera quadriceps is the source of this 2151-nucleotide messenger RNA. It is a transcript of the gene TM9SF4, whose product is annotated as transmembrane 9 superfamily member 4. Bases 132 to 2036 code for a protein of 634 amino acids. Gene Ontology annotation, biological process: protein localization to membrane. The record is from RefSeq and is a predicted model, not a curated record. NCBI's taxonomy places the organism in Eukaryota, Metazoa, Arthropoda, Insecta, Hymenoptera, Formicidae. The transcript is spliced from 10 exons. Gene Ontology annotation, cellular component: membrane.
AUUCAGUUCAGCGCGAAGUCAACUUCAUUUUUGACGUGAUAGCGGUGGGUGAAUGAAGUGGUGGCAAUCGAAGAAGACGAGGCUGCGAGAGACGGCGUGGCGCGCCUUUACCGAGAAUAAUACCGCGUAGAAUGGGAAGAUUACAGAGGAAUGGUGCUGUACUAGUGGUAAUAUCCCUUUUGAUAGGAACCAAUGGCUUCUACGUGCCCGGAGUUGCUCCGGUGGAGUUUAAGAAGGGCCAGAAGAUCGACGUCAAGGCUGUCAAAAUGACUAGCAUACACACGCAACUACCGUAUGAAUAUUACUCCAUUCCAUUUUGCUUGCCCAAAAAUGGAACCUUCAUCUACAAGUCUGAGAAUCUAGGUGAAGUACUCCGUGGAGACAGGAUAGUAAACACUCCGUAUGAAGUCAUGAUGGUAGAAAAUAUUACCUGCAGGCUCUUGUGCCAUGGACCGUCCAACUUGAUGAAUUGGAGCGAAUACAAUUCUCAACAAGUUAUCAAUAUGAUCGAGCAUGAAUAUUUUGUGCAUUUAUUAAUAGAUAAUCUACCAGCAGCUACUAAAAAGAAGGUCCAAAACAAAGACACGAAUAAAGUGGUUGUUUAUCAAGGAUACCGCUUGGGCGGAAAGAUGAACCACCAGGCGUACAUCAAUAAUUAUCUCAAUCUCAAAUUAAGCUAUCACAAACACAGCGAGAACGAGUUUAGAGUAGUUGGAUUUGAGGUGGAGGCGCAUUCCGUCGACACGUCUCAAUUGCAGUUCGAAGGGAACACCUGCAUCCGGCCGGACUUCAACAAAGUGAGCCCGCAAUUCGUCAGUACCACGGGCACGAAACUUUUGUUCUUGUACUCGGUGGAAUGGAGCCAGUCGGACGUAAGCUGGGCGAGCAGGUGGGACAUGUAUUUGGGCAUGAGUGACGUCGAGAUACACUGGUUCUCGAUCAUCAAUUCCCUCAUCGUUGUCUUCUUCUUGUCCGGAAUUCUCACGAUGAUCAUGGUGAGGACGCUCAGGAGAGACAUAGCCCGCUACAACGCCGGGGAGAGCGAUAGUCUGGCGGGCUUGGACGAAACGAUCGAGGAGACCGGCUGGAAAUUAGUGCACGGAGACGUGUUCCGGCCGCCGAUCAACUCACGUUUAUUCGCCGCUGUGAUCGGCAGCGGCAUUCAAAUCUUUUUCAUGGCUCUCAUUACGAUAUUCUUCGCGAUGCUGGGGAUGCUGUCACCGGCGAGCCGAGGAGCCCUGGGUACCUGCGCGAUAUUUUUGUAUGUGUUUUCCGGCUUGGUCGCUGGCUAUUUCUCCGCACGACUCUACAAGACGAUGCGAGGUCGCGAGUGGAGAAGAGCUGCUUUACUGACGGCGACGCUUUACCCCGGCAUCGUCUUCAUGACGUGCUUCUUCUUGAAUUUCUUCAUAUGGGGUAAGCAAAGCUCCGGCGCGGUCCCCUUCCGGACGAUGGUGGUUCUGCUGUGCCUCUGGUUCGGCAUCUCGCUUCCUCUCGUCUAUCUCGGCUACUUCUUCGGUUAUCGCAAGCAGCCCUUCACCCACCCAGUCAGAACAAAUCAGAUCCCGAGGCAGGUCCCCGACCAGCUGUGGUACAUGAAUCCGAUACUGUGCACGCUAAUGGCCGGAAUCUUGCCGUUCGGCGCGGUGUUCAUCGAACUCUUCUUCAUCCUGACCGCGCUGUGGGAGAAUCAGUUCUACUACCUCUUCGGAUUUCUCUUUCUCGUUUUCUGCAUCCUCGUGAUCUCGUGCUCGCAGAUAUCGGUGGUCAUGGUCUACUUCCAGUUAUGCGGCGAAGACUACAGGUGGUGGUGGCGCAGUUUCAUAGUGAGCGGAGGUUCGGCGGUCUACGUGCUAGCUUAUUCCAUUUUUUACUUCGUGACGAAACUGGAGAUCACCGAGCUAGUACCGACUCUCAUGUACUUUGGCUACACUGCGCUGAUGGUCCUCACGUUUUGGCUACUCACCGGCACCAUCGGCUUCUUCGCCGCGUACGCGUUUAUCAGGAAGAUAUAUGCAGCCGUCAAGAUAGACUAGUCAAAAUCUAUCGAUAAUAGUCGCAGUGACAUUCGCGGGAGUAAUUUUAAUUUAAUCGAGAGAACGGAAGAGAGAGAAAGAGAAAUGGAGCGAGGGGGGAGGGAAGGAGGGAGAG